AUGCUCAGCCGCACCGCCUUUUCCGCCGUUCGCCCCGCCCUGGCCCGCGCCUACUCCAGCACCGCCGCUGCUGCCACCCCCAACGGCCUUCGCCUGCUUUUCUCCGCUCCUCAUGAGGCCUUCUACAACAACGUCGAGGUUUCUCAGGUGAACAUCCCCGCCGUCUCCGGGGUUAUGGGUAUCCUGGCCAACCACGUUCCCUACAUCACCGAGCUCCGCCCCGGCACCGUCGAGGUUAUUGCCCUUGACAAGAGCGUCACCAAGUACUUCGUCUCCGGUGGCUUCGCCGUCAUGAACCACGACUCCUCCCUCAACGUCACUGCCGUCGAGGCCGUCAACUUCGACGACAUCGACAUUGACCUCGCCAAGGCCAACCUCGCCACCGCCUCCAAGGCCCUGGCCGAUGCCACCGACGACGAGUCCAAGGUCCGCGCCGAGAUCGACGUCGAGGUCUUCAAGGCCAUCAUCACCUCCACCACCGGCUCCACCAGCGUCUAA
Messenger RNA from Fonticula alba, 498 nucleotides. RefSeq lists its product as hypothetical. Lineage: Eukaryota; Rotosphaerida; Fonticulaceae. Gene Ontology annotation, biological process: proton motive force-driven ATP synthesis. Gene Ontology annotation, molecular function: proton-transporting ATP synthase activity, rotational mechanism. The coding region runs from base 1 to 498 and encodes 165 amino acids. The transcript has 5 exons. The record is from RefSeq and is a predicted model, not a curated record.